Messenger RNA from Monoraphidium neglectum, 852 nucleotides. RefSeq names its product cGMP-dependent protein kinase. The record is from RefSeq and is a predicted model, not a curated record. Lineage: Eukaryota; Viridiplantae; Chlorophyta; Chlorophyceae; Sphaeropleales; Selenastraceae. The coding region runs from base 1 to 852 and encodes 283 amino acids. The transcript is spliced from 4 exons.
AUGAUUGCCGAGGCUGCCUGCUCGCACAUGCAGGUGACGGCUGCACUGCAGCCGGAACCCCAGGCGGCCCCUCAGCAGCAGCACAAGCAGGAGGAGCAGCCACAGCAGCAGCAACCGCGGCAGCCUCAGACCCCCGCGCCUGGCCCCGCCGCGCCGGCCCCUGUGCCCGCGGACGCCUCUGCUGCGGCGCCGGCGCCGGCGGGGUCUCCGCAGCACAACGCGUCCGGAUCCCCGGCCCCCUCUGUUGCGUCGGCCGCGUCCCUCACAACAACCGCCACUGCAGCGACGACGGCGGCGGCGGCGGCGCGGCGGCGCGCGGCGGAGCAGGAAGCCGCGAAGAAGGCGCGCCGCGCGGCGGCAGGGUCCGAGGCCGUGCGCGACCAGAUCCGCCGCCUGGUGGUGGGCGGCCCCCAGUCCGUCGAGGACAAGGCGCGCGCCAUUGAGGUCUCAGACUCAGAGGACGACGACCUAGAAACGGUCGACGCCGCAGCCGCAGCAGCAGCAGCAGCAGCAGCAGCGGCGUCGGCGACGGGCCGGCCGGGCAGCGGCGCGGCGGCCAGGGAGCGGCAUGCGCCCGACGUGGAGGAGGCGCUCUGCCGGUCCCUGCGCAACAACUUCGUGUUCAAGGGCAUCCCGGAGGACCUGCUGCACGAGGUGGUGUGCCGCAUGGUGCGCGUGGAGUUCCCGGGUGGCGCGACGAUCCUGCAGCAGGGUGACCUGCCCGAUGACGACGACCGCCUGUAUGUGCUGGUGGAGGGGUCCGCGGAGGUGGUGAUCACGGGGGCCGUGGACGUCAAGAAGAGCAGCGGGGGCUUCCGCCUGCUCGCGUGCUUGCUACGCCUCGCCGCUUGA